This is a messenger RNA of Symbiodinium pilosum, 780 nucleotides long. Lineage: Eukaryota; Dinophyceae; Suessiales; Symbiodiniaceae. The record is from the annotation of a GenBank genome assembly.
AUGGUGCUGGCGCACGGCAGAGCUUGGGGCCCCACCACGCUCCACGAAGCGUUUCGCUGCAAGGGCCCCGCCUUCUGGAAGCUCCUGACGCAGCUUCGCACAGCCCGGCCGGAUAAGAAGAACCUGAAGUUUCUCGCUUCCAAGAAACCGUGGACGGGUGGCGGACCUCCGAGCCCGGAUGAUGUGCGUCGCCUCCUCAAGUCGCGGCCUGACACAACGGUCCUGACUAUUUCCAGGCGUGGAGCUCAAGCCGUCAAUAACGCGGCCCUGGAAGGCCUUUUCCCGCGGUAUCCGCCCAAGGUUUGGAUUGAUGCCGAUGUGGAGAGCAAUCCCGACAAUUACGAGCGGGGCGAGCGCAAGGCCCUGGAAGCCCUCGUGCCCUCCAAGAUGCCUGUCUAUGUCAACAUGCAGGUCUACCUGACUCGCAACGUGCGCAAAGAUAUUGACUUUGUAAAUGGGAUGCAGUGUCGGGUGCUCGGAUGGGACGCACAGGCGGCAGCGCUGCGGGUGGAAACGACUACCGGCCAUCGCUUCGCUGUGUGGCCCUGGACGGACACGGAUCUCGGCAACAUAGUUUACUAUCCCGUGCGGCCCGGCUACGCAUCCACGGUGGGCCGGUUCCAGGGUGCUGAGCUGCCCCAUGUCACACUGUACAUCGAUGCACCGGGCGUCCCGGCUGCUGCCUACACGGGCUUGUCAAGGGUGUCCACUGGGAAGGACUUCCUGGUGGCAGCGAAUGGGCCAUUGACCGCAGAGCAUUCUGUGCCUGCGCGUGAGUAA